Siniperca chuatsi (mandarin fish) is the source of this 823-nucleotide messenger RNA. It is a transcript of the gene mphosph6, whose product is annotated as M-phase phosphoprotein 6. The record is from RefSeq and is a predicted model, not a curated record. Lineage: Eukaryota; Metazoa; Chordata; Actinopteri; Centrarchiformes; Sinipercidae. The coding region runs from base 124 to 615 and encodes 163 amino acids. Gene Ontology annotation, biological process: maturation of 5.8S rRNA. The transcript has 5 exons.
CCGCUAAAAGCUGCUCGACAGUCGACUGCUGCUGCCUGCGUGUGAACAGCCGCUGCGCGUGGUUUCAGCACUUCGGACUCUCGCGUGCUGAGGUUCAGUUUGUCGGCUGUAAACCGGGUAACGAUGGCCGGCGACUCCGUGAAACUCUCCAAAAACCUCCUGCGCAUGAAGUUCAUGCAGAGAGGUCUGGAUGCAGAGACGAAGAAGCAGCUGGAAGAAGAGGAGAAGAGAAUCAUAAGUGAUGAACACUGGUAUCUGGACCUGCCAGAGCUUAAAGCUAAAGAGAACUUGAUCAUAGAGGAGAAGAGUUUUGUUCCCUGUGAAGACCUGAAGUACGGCCGCAUGUCGUUCAAGGGCUUUAAUCCAGAAGUCGAGAAACUGAUGGCUUUGAUGAAUCCGAAGGACGAAGAGGAGAAACGAGCAGAAGAAGAAGAGAUCAGCCGGAUGCAAACAGACGUCACAGAUGAGGAAAUGGCUCGGAGGUACGAGAGUUUAGUAGGAAGCAUGAAGAAGAAGUUUGCAAAGAAGCGCGAGAGAGCGACGAUAGAAGAGGACGACGUCAACCACAACGUAGAAACAAACACAAAGAGAGUCUUUCUGAAACCUCAGGACUGAGCCCCCAUCUGAUGGACUUUAGUGCUUUUAUGUCAAAAUACUUUUUAUUUUUGUUUUUACGUCUGUUUGCAGAAGCUGUCGAGAGCAUCGGUGACUGUGGAGCAGAUUGUACAGUAUUUUAAGGCUGAUUGGAUGUUAUACAUCCUGUUUCAGAUGCUGAGUUGUGAACAGUGUUUUUACAGCUUCAUUAAAUGCAUAGCUCAGUGUA